CUUCUUUCAGGUAUCACCCAUUUCUCAAUUUAAGAAAGCCAGAAAAGAAAACACUCGAAAAGCUAGAAAGAAAAAGAAAAUGAGCCAAGAUUAUGAAAUGAUGACAAGCCAAAUGAAUGAACAUGAAGAUCAUAUUGCUCUUAUCUCCCAAAUCUACCCUGGAUUUUACACCCAAAUUGCAACACACCAAGGGGAACCGAAGCCUCGACGGCGGCGGAAGAAGAACAAGGGAGGGGAGAACAGCCAGUGGGCGGUGGCUAAAAAAAGGAAGCUUAACCAGGAACAACUCACUCUCCUUGAACUUAAUUUUGGUAACGAACAUAAACUAGAGUCAGAAAGGAAAGACCGGAUUGCUUCGGAGCUGGGACUUGACCCUCGUCAGGUUGCUGUUUGGUUCCAAAAUCGUAGAGCUCGUUGGAAGAACAAGAAGCUGGAGGAAGAGUAUAGCAAGCUCAAGUCUCUUCACGAAACUGUUGUUCUCGACAAAUGCCGACUUGAAUCCGAGGUGGUAAAGCUUAAGGAGCAACUUAGCGAGGCGGAGAAGGAAAUCCAGCAACUGACGGAACGAGUAGAUGGGGUUUCCAGCAAAUGUACAAGCUCAUCUGUACUGUCAAUGGAAGCCAUUGACCCAGUUUUCCAUGGGGAAUUUGGAUAUGAAGAUGUUUUCUAUAUUGGAGAAAACAAUUAUGUUCUUGGCAUGGAGUGGAUGAAUCUUUUUAUGUAAUUAUCAGAUCACUAGUUAGCGUGUGUAGAUAUGGAUAAUUAAGACCCCCAAAUCCAUUGUAAUUAAUCCUUGAUUUCUUUUCUUAACUACUGUUCUAAUGUUAUAUUAAGUGUUGUAAUGUUAACUUAGAUUCAUAUUAAUUUAGAAAUCUCUUUUAAA
Molecule: messenger RNA, 883 nt
Organism: Gossypium raimondii (Peruvian cotton)
Lineage: Eukaryota; Viridiplantae; Streptophyta; Magnoliopsida; Malvales; Malvaceae
Product: homeobox-leucine zipper protein ATHB-40
Exons: 3
Coding region: 80-724 (214 amino acids)
Biological process (GO): positive regulation of DNA-templated transcription
Cellular component (GO): nucleus
Molecular function (GO): DNA-binding transcription factor activity, RNA polymerase II-specific; sequence-specific DNA binding
Source: RefSeq, a predicted model, not a curated record